AUGGUGUAUCACAAAGCAGCUUGUCUAUUGCUCGCCGGCCCCGUGGCAAUCUUGGCUUCGCCAUUCGCCCAGCAAACCACGCCUCUUACCUCUACCUCCGCAACCACUUCCCCUUCCUCUACCCAACCACUACCGGAGACAAUCACCACCGAGGUCAUCAGCGCCACCAUCUCAGGCCAAUGGACCACUUUCACCCACACGAAUGAAGCUCGAAUGUCUGUUGCGAUCGACGGUCGCCGCAAUCUCUAUUUGGCGGAUCCGCUUUUCAAGAAAGUCGUCGAUCUGGUUUACAACAAGCAGGUGUGCUCGAAUGCCCCGGAUAGACCUACGAGCACUGUCACGAGCAGUCUCGCGACCAUGUUCGCUUCGAAUACGUCUGCCAUCUCGACGUCUAUUUCAACGACAUCGCAGGCUCAGCCGACGUCCCCAACCACGCUGUCCACAUCUCCAACUCCUAUGUCAUCGUCUAUCACGACGACGACAGCUAGUUCCAAGUCAGCCGCACCGGCGCCUUCGGGAUCUGGUAGCCCACAGGGAGAGUCGUGCUCUGUCAAUGGCGAGCUCGUUUGCGACGUGAAUGACUCUUCUGUAUUCGGAGUCUGCAACUGGAGCAAGUACGUCUGGCGAGACGUGGCAGCAGGAACAGCAUGUCAGAACGGCACCAUCGUUGGAGUUGGCAUCUACUCCACGCCUUCUCACAAACGCAGCCAGCCACUCCACGAGAUACCAGCGGAGAAAUCUGAAGGUCACCCCAAACGUGACGACUCCACACCCUACGUCCUCGACAGGCCAGUACCCGGCGUCUGCUUCGACGAUGACAUGAAAGCCAUCAUGGACGGAAUGAAGCCCGGUGGCAGCUUCACAGCUGACUUCAUUUCCCCAACAUGGUUCAUCGGUCUUUCUCAAGUCGUGCCCGGCUAUGAGGUCCAGGUCAUUCCGCAUGGCAACACGAACUUCACCCAGUACGUGGAGGUGUGGGAGAGCUACGCCUUUUAUGAUCCUGAUCUCCUCUGGGUCGACCGCGACCAGCUCAAGGAGUCUGUUGAUCGUGUUGCUUACUUCCUGUUGUAUCCGGAGAAUUGGUAUGAGCAGUUCCAGGCAGAAGCACAAUUGCAUUUUUGA
Messenger RNA from Zasmidium cellare ATCC 36951, 1122 nucleotides. RefSeq lists its product as uncharacterized. NCBI's taxonomy places the organism in Eukaryota, Fungi, Ascomycota, Dothideomycetes, Mycosphaerellales, Mycosphaerellaceae. Bases 1 to 1122 code for a protein of 373 amino acids. The record is from RefSeq and is a predicted model, not a curated record. The transcript has 2 exons.